GUUUUUGAGAGAAAGAAAGAGAAAAGAUGAGUGGAGAAAACGACAACGGCGGUGCUAAACGCAGAGGAUCUGUCAAGUGGUUCGACACCCAGAAGGGUUUCGGUUUCAUCACACCCGAAGACGGCGAAGAUCUCUUCGUUCACCAAUCCUCCAUCAGAUCUGAAGGUUACCGUAGCCUCGCCGAAGGCGAAUCCGUCGAGUUCCUCGUGGAGAUCGACAGCAACAGUGGCCGCUCCAAGGCCGUUGAUGUGACCGGACCCGAUGGCGCUCCUGUUCUAGGCACCAGCCGUGGCUCAUCCGGCGGACGCGGUGGAUUCAGCGGUGGUGAUGGGUAUGGAGGAAGAGGUGGUGGAGGACGUGGAGGUUACGGAGGAAGAGGCGGUGGUGGCCGUGGAGGUGGAGGAGGUGAUUGUUACAAGUGUGGUGAGCCAGGUCACAUGGCGAGAGAGUGUUCCCAAGGUGGUGGUGGUGGUGGAAGAGGAGGUGGCGGCGGCGGUGGUGGGAGCUGCUACUCGUGUGGCGAGUCGGGGCAUUUCUCUAGGGAAUGCACUAGCGGUGGACGUUGAAAACGGACACCUGUCGGGAAGGAUGAGUUCGUUAUGGUGUGAAGGACAAGUCUUGUCUCUACGUAUUAUCUAUUUAUGAUCUUGUUUUUUUUUUUUGGCUUGUGGUGGAUGCAUCUCUGUCGUUUUCUUAUGUUUGUUUUCGGUUUAAAACUCUUUGAUGGUUUCGGAUUAUGGUUAUUUUGUUUGUUGGUUUUGCAUGUGAUGGAUUCAUUUCAUAAACAAGGCUCAGCUG
This is a messenger RNA of Eruca vesicaria subsp. sativa (arugula), 798 nucleotides long. Lineage: Eukaryota; Viridiplantae; Streptophyta; Magnoliopsida; Brassicales; Brassicaceae. The record is from the annotation of a GenBank genome assembly.